AUGUCGGGACGGGCCGAGACGCGAACCCCUGAACCGCCGGAAGCCAUGGGUGAGGAGAACGAAACUACUGUCGCCAAGAUGACGUGGCUGAGCAACAAGGAAAUCGCAAAGCCCUAUGGAUCGAUGGUCGUGUACCUAACCAAAGGGACUGAUGCACGGAGGAUCCUGGCAGAUGGAUACUUCCAUGUCGGAGGAGAAUCCGGGACAACUAGCGUUUUUGAGUAUCGACCACGACCGGUGCAAUGCUACAACUGCGAGGAGGUUGGUCACAAGGCAUUCCAAUGCAAGAAGAUCCAGAAGUGCGCAAAAUGCGCGACGGAGGGCCAUCACCACAGUCGCUGUGAUCACACGGUUCCGAAGUGCGUUCCAUGCGGUGGACCACACGAAUCGUAUAGCAAGAACUGCCGGAAACUCUACCCGUCACGUCAUGAAUAG
Molecule: messenger RNA, 435 nt
Organism: Penicillium hordei
Lineage: Eukaryota; Fungi; Ascomycota; Eurotiomycetes; Eurotiales; Aspergillaceae
Exons: 1
Coding region: 1-435 (144 amino acids)
Molecular function (GO): nucleic acid binding; zinc ion binding
Source: RefSeq, a predicted model, not a curated record